GCGGAGGGACGCGCGGGGGGCGGGAGCCAUCGCGUCGGAGACCCGGGCCCGGGAGCGCAGAGAGCCAAGCGCGGCGGGAGGGGGCGGGUGCGGAGGCCGAGGCGCGACCGGAGAGCAGAAGGGCCGAGAAGGAGGACGCCCCCGGGCACAGGCUCCCAGGUAGGAACAGAGACCCCAAAAGCAAAGACCUGCCCCUCCGGAGAUAUUUCCCCGGCCAGAGUGCCCUCCACGCGAGUGGGACGAGGACAGACGGACAGAAGACAACGCACCCCCAGGUCGCCUGGGAGAGCCCUGAGCGACCCCGGGAGCGGCCCCGGCUAGGGCGACCUCUCCUUGGUGGGGGGCGAUGGGGACGAGCGCCCUGCGGGGCCUCCUCCUUCUCCUCCCGCUGCUGCGGCCGCGCGGAGCCUCCGCCGGGAGCCUGCACAGCCCAGGCCUGUCCGAGUGCUUCCAGGUGAACGGCGCCGAUUACCGCGGCCACCAAAACCGCACGGGCCCGCGCGGGGACGGCCGCCCGUGCCUCUUCUGGGACCAGACGCAGCAGCACAGCUACAGCAGCGCCAGCGACCCCCAGGGCCGCUGGGGGCUGGGCGCGCACAACUUCUGCCGGAACCCAGACGGGGACGUGCAGCCGUGGUGCUACGUGGCCGAGACGGAGGAGGGCAUCUACUGGCGUUACUGCAACAUCCCCACGUGCCACAUGCCGGGGUACCUGGGCUGCUUCGUGGACUCCGGGGCGCCCCCGGCGCUCAGUGGCCCCAGCGGCACCUCCACAAGGCUCACGGUCCAGGUCUGCCUGCGCUUCUGCCGCCUGAAGGGCUACCAGCUGGCGGGCGUCGAGGCCGGCUACGCCUGCUUCUGCGGCUCUGAGAGCGACCUAGCCCGGGGACGUCCGGCCCCGGCCAUCGACUGUGACCAGAUCUGCUUCGGGCACCCGGGCCAGCUGUGCGGCGGCGACGGGCGCCUGGGCAUCUAUGAAGUGUCGGUGGGCUCCUGCCAGGGGAACUGGACGGCGCCUCAGGGCGUCAUCUACUCCCCGGACUUCCCGGACGAGUACGGGCCGGACCGCAACUGCAGCUGGGCGCUGGGCCCUCCGGGCGCCGCCCUGGAGCUCACCUUCCGCCUCUUCGAGCUGGCCGACCCGCGCGACCGGCUGGAGCUGCGCGACGCUGCCUCCGGCCGCCUGCUGCGCGCCUUCGACGGCUCCCGCCCGCCACCGCCCGGGCCCCUGCGCCUGCGGCCCGCCGCGCUGCUGCUCACCUUCCGCAGCGACGCGCGCGGCCACGCGCAGGGCUUCGCGCUCACCUACCGUGGGCUGCAGGAGGCCACCGACGGGCAGGCGUCUCCCAAGGGCGCGGCCCAGACGCCCGCGGCGGCCCCGGACGAAGCCAACGUGAGCUGCAGCCCCCGGCCCGGGACACCGGAGGCCGCAGCAGGGGCCCGGUUCUUCUCGACGGUGACCGCCGUCUCAGUGCUGCUGCUGCUGCUCCUCUCGCUGCUGCGCGUGCUGCGCGGAAGGACCUGUCUGCUGGCUCCGGGGAAGGGGCGUCUGGCGUUGGGGCCUUCCCGGGGCCCCAGGAGAAGCUGGGCCGUGUGGUACCGCCGGCCCCGAGGGGUGCCUCUGCCCUGUUCUCCUGGAGACCCCCAGGCUGAGAGCCCAGCUGCGGGCUACCGGGCCCUGAGCACCUCCAGCCAGAGCUCCCUGCGGUCGCUCAUCUCCGCUCUCUGACUUGAGACCUGCAGGGUCGUGGGACCCUCGGCCAGCAGGAUGGACACUUGACAUGCCCUGUCGCACCCUACCUCAGUCUUCCGCCUCCUUAAGGGCUCCUCUGGUCACUCGGGGAAGCCAGGAGUCUGACAGGAAGCAUCUGGUGCUCUAAAGGGACCUGGGCCUGACUCGGGGUCCAGAGGGUGGAGCCCAAAUUGCAUGAGGGACCCAGCCCAUGGACACUGGCCCGGGCGGGGCAGGGUCUCUAGUUUCGGAGAUACUGGCGUCCCUCUUGGGAUGGUCCUGGGCAGCUACCCCCAAGAAGAGGUCAGGGGUCAACAAAAUUGGUCAAAAGACCAGCUACAGACUUUAAAUAAAGGAUCUAUUUUAUUAGA
This is a messenger RNA of Choloepus didactylus (southern two-toed sloth), 2103 nucleotides long. It is a transcript of the gene KREMEN2, whose product is annotated as kringle containing transmembrane protein 2. Lineage: Eukaryota; Metazoa; Chordata; Mammalia; Pilosa; Megalonychidae. Bases 347 to 1729 code for a protein of 460 amino acids. Gene Ontology annotation, biological process: Wnt signaling pathway; multicellular organism development. The record is from RefSeq and is a predicted model, not a curated record. Gene Ontology annotation, cellular component: plasma membrane. The transcript is spliced from 9 exons.